Messenger RNA from Symphalangus syndactylus (siamang), 3875 nucleotides. It is a transcript of the gene GINS2, whose product is annotated as GINS complex subunit 2. Gene Ontology annotation, cellular component: GINS complex; nucleus. NCBI's taxonomy places the organism in Eukaryota, Metazoa, Chordata, Mammalia, Primates, Hylobatidae. Gene Ontology annotation, biological process: DNA replication; double-strand break repair via break-induced replication. The record is from RefSeq and is a predicted model, not a curated record.
CCGCGUUCCUAUAGGCUGGCGUAGGCCGUCUUCCGGCCGGGGCGGGCUCCCGCCGUGGCGGGAAAACGGCGGCCGCGGCGUCUUCUCUGGGACGCUGAGGGGCCGGAGGAGGCCGUGAGGCUCUGGUCUGCCGCUCGCGCCGCCAUGGACGCGGCCGAGGUCGAGUUUCUUGCCGAGAAGGAGCUGGUUACCAUUAUCCCCAACUUCAGUCUGGACAAGAUCUACCUCAUCGGGGGGGACCUGGGGCCUUUUAACCCUGGUUUACCAGUGGAAGUGCCCCUGUGGCUGGCGAUUAACCUGAAACAAAGACAGAAAUGUCGCCUGCUCCCUCCGGAGUGGAUGGACGUAGAAAAGUUGGAGAAGAUGAGGGAUCAUGAACGAAAGGAAGAAACUUUUACCCCAAUGCCCAGCCCUUACUACAUGGAACUUACCAAGCUCUUGUUAAAUCAUGCUUCUGACAACAUCCCGAAGGCAGAUGAAAUCCGGACCCUGGUCAAGGAUAUGUGGGACACUCGUAUAGCCAAACUCCGAGUGUCUGCUGACAGCUUUGUGCGACAGCAGGAGGCACAUGCCAAGCUGGAUAACUUGACCUUGAUGGAGAUCAACACCAGCAGGACUUUCCUUACAGAAGCGCUCAACCACAUGUACAAACUCCGCACGAACCUCCAGCCUUUGGAGAGUACUCAGUCUCAGGACUUCUAGAGAAAGGCCUGGUGCAGACGGCUUGCUGGGGGAUGUGAGUGCUCAGGACGUGAUGAGGUACUCGUGGUUCUGGAGCUCUAGAAACACUUCUGAUGCAUGAAAAAUGGUGAUGGUGCAAGCAAUGGAUUCAGGACAUUGUUGGAGAAACAACAAGUUUGUGAUUAGUCCUUAAAGCUUAGCUCCCUAGGACAUUCUUCAAUUCCACAUCUGUUUCUAGAAACCAGCCUUCCCCCCUCCCAGCCUUUUGAGAAAUAAAAAAGCUUUAGGCAAAUAAGUUAUUCUCCGUAGCAGAGCCAGUUGGGUCUCCUGCAUGGAAACUGUCACACUUGGGCAAGUGUUCAGUGACUGGUAGGUGUAGAUAUAGCAGGAGUGGCCAUGUGGUCCAGUUUUCUUCCCCCUUCUUGAUCCUGAUUUCUUGGGCUGAAUUUAGACUCUCCCACAGAGGUGGCUCACAGAGAAGGAUGGCAGAUGGUGUAGCUAGCAAUGCUGACCAGUGCUGAUCCUCUAAGCCCUGAUCCACAAUAAAAAUGGACCCAACUCAACUCUGACUCUUUAGGCUUUUGUCCUGCCUAACUACCAAGUAAAAGGACUGCGCCUGUGGCUGAGAUGACUCAGUAAAUGAAACCGAGGCACACAGCAGUCAACUGGAAACUGCAGACCAACACCUGUGGUGUCUCCUUCUCUUGGCUACUUCUAGCUCAGGUUUAAUGAGUUGCUUAUCAAGAGAGUCAGGAAAAAAACGAAUGCAUUGUAUUGAGCAUGAGUCACACUUAAGACAAUGCUGGAAGAAAAGUCAGACUUUUAAUGCUGCUCUUGAUGGAAUUAGGGAAAGAUUCUUUGUUGUAGGUAACAGUGGGCUCAGGGGAAAUUAUUUUUUUUCUAAGAGAAAACUACUUCAUUCGUAGCAUUUUGGAAUUGUUAGGUCCUUUACAGAAAUUACAUUACCUUGAGAGGUGAAAUGAUGGUCUAGCAUCAUGCAAUGGAUAGAAGGUUCUGUAACCAGCUUUAAAAAAAGCUUUAAUUUUUGGCUGGGCACGUUGGCUCAUGCCUGUAAUCCCAGCAAUUUGGGAGGCCAAGGCAGGUGGAUCACAGCGUCAGGAGAUUGAGACUAUCCUGGCUAACAUGGUGAAACCCCGUCUCUAUUAAAAAUACAAAAAAAAAAACUUGCUGGGUGUGUUGGCACGCGCCUAUAGUCACAGCUACUCGGGAGGCUGAGGCAGGAGAAUCGCUUGAACCCGAGACGCGGAGGUUGUAGUGAGCCAAGAUUGUGCCAUGUACUCCUGCCUGGGCAAUGAGAGCAAGACUCCAUCUGAAACAAAAACAUUUAAUUUUUAACUUUGUUUUUAGAUAGGGUCUCGUUCUGUCACCCAGGCUGCAGUAGAGUGGCUUGGAUUAUAGCUCACUGCAGCCUCGAACUCUUGGGUUCACACAGUCCUUCCACCACAGCCUCCCAAAGCACUGGGAUUGUAAGCAUGAGCCGCCAUGCCUGGCCAGCCUAUUUUUGGCUGGACACCAGUGGGCCAAAAGCAGUGGGGUGCUGUCUGGGGAGCUCUGAGAAUGUACAUGUGUGACAGGCUGAGCCUAAAGAGUAUCACCCAGCGUCUGCCCUCCAGUGUGUAGCGUGCUGCGCACUAUCACUCCAUGUUGCUGCCCAUGUGUCCCCACCAGGCAGGUAUUGGUGGUUAUUUGGACACUGAAGGGUCAGACCUGGAAGACUGGGACCAAAAGAUGUCUCCAUAAUUUAAGGUGCUGUUCAGAGUUGGUUCAGCUCAUAGGACUUGUUCUUUCAUCUCCCCCUUCCUUGGAAUCCUCCUGCUUUCAUCUGGGGAUCUUUUAGAAUGAAACCACGUGUUAUUGUGGAGGGCAAGGGGUCCUAAUGCCCUCCUCUUAGAGCCUGAGCCAGUCGAGGCAGCUGCAUCUGUCUACAUGUUUUAUCUGCGGAGAUGUAUAGUUAUUGAGCUUUUCUUUGUUUAGCCUUGUUUUAUUAUAUCAUGAAAAAGAUUUUCCUCAACAUGAUUUAGGAAGAUUUUAUUUUUUGGAUGUUGUCAGAAAUUACAGCCAUAUAUUCAUAAAUACCUAAUUACUACAUUCAACAAAUAAUAUUACAAUACAAUUAAUUCAAACAAGUACACUUAGAACAGGUUUAAUUUCACAGCAUCUAAACUGCCCCCAGAGUGACCGAGGCACCGGUGUUCCUCCCUCCCACCUGUGUAUGGGUUUACUGUUCUAGAAUUAAGCACAGGGUACAUACAAAAUAACACCAAUUAGCAUGAUCUUCCUCAGGUCAAGGCAGAGUGAAGGAGUUUUUUUAGGUUAAGGACUGGAUCAAAAAGUUGGGGACAGGCUACUGCAAGUAGUAAGAAAGUCCACAGCUUGGUUACUUGAAAGAAUAUAGAGAUUGCUAAGUGGCUAAUAUACACUUUAAAGAGGAACAGAAUUGGUUUGUGCUGACCAUCUCCAUCUUGUGGUGGAUCCCUGGAAUUUUCUACACUGUGUGAAACACAUGGCUCAGGGAAAGGGGUAGUAUCUGGUUUGAAAUUCAGCUUAAUUUUUGAGAUUUGGCAGUAUUAUGAGCUACUUGUGGAAAAUACCAUUCUGCUACAAGCUGCAGAUUCCCUGUGUUAGAAUCCUUCGCUGCUGUAAGUGUGGGCUCCUUUUGAUGCUCUCUGAAUACUCUUAAGGGUGCAACCUAUCAGAAUGUUAGUCCCAAUUCAGUGCUUUAUUCCUUUAAGAUUAGAAUGUAGACUAAAAUGUGGAAAAUCCCGUCUUGGUCACUUAUCUGAGACAACGGAUUAGGAACAUAUUUUAUCAUGUCAGUCUGGCUCUGACUACAUGAAACAAAAAUAACUUGUUUCAGCGAGGAACCAGAUAAUUUACUUGGAAGGUAUCCCUCUGCAGAGGGACAGAUGGCAGCUCCCUUCCAGGUAAUGUAGGAAGACGGUCCAAGGACCGAGCUGAGGGCUUUCACGUACAUCCUGACACACAGGUGUCAUAAUCGACUCCAGAGCAGAUUUGACAUAUUCAGUGUGAAGUAGCUGAACAAAAAACUUAAGAGAUUGCAUGUCAAUUUUUAAGCCCAACUGAAAACAGAUUUAGGUGCUACUGUGUUGAGAAUAAUCUGAAAGUAAGUUUUCAAAGUAUGAAACUAAACUAAUUGCUGGAUGGGAAAACGA